This is a messenger RNA of Zymoseptoria tritici IPO323, 1961 nucleotides long. RefSeq lists its product as uncharacterized. Gene Ontology annotation, cellular component: ubiquitin ligase complex; cytoplasm. The coding region runs from base 69 to 1961 and encodes 630 amino acids. Gene Ontology annotation, molecular function: protein binding. NCBI's taxonomy places the organism in Eukaryota, Fungi, Ascomycota, Dothideomycetes, Mycosphaerellales, Mycosphaerellaceae. The record is from RefSeq and is a predicted model, not a curated record. The transcript is spliced from 2 exons.
UUCAGAUUCAUAGGCAUUGUCACAAGUUCGAGAGACAGGAGCGCUAAUAGAGCACCCCGACUACGAUCAUGACCAACAUCCUCGGGAAGCACCAGAUCGAAAAGGCUCUCUACGAGGAGAAGCAGGAUAUAUCCUCUGGUCGACUGAAAGAAGAAAACCCCUUGGACACGAGCAUCGAGUUCCGAAAGUUUUGCGAAGCAUGUCGACGAGGUGACCUCAAAGUCUGUCAAGAACAGAUCACCACCGGAAUCAACAUCAACGCCCGAGAUGAAUACGAUUACACACCUCUAAUCCUUGCAUCACUUUGUGGUCACUAUGAAGUCGUACAGAUGCUCUUGGAGCAAGGCGCAUUAUGCGAGCGGGAUACCUUCCAGGGCGAGCGCUGUUUGUACAAUGCGCUGAAUGACCGGAUACGCAAUUUGUUGCUUCAAUAUGACUACAGCAAGUCUACGGAUCCGUUACAACCUCUGGCGGCACAUAUCACGGCGCUGUUGACGAGAGACACUCCGAAGACGGCGGAUAUCAGCGUACAAGCUGGUGAGGAAACUUUCGAGCUGCACAAGUUUCUUCUCAGUGCGAGAAGUCCCUACUUUGCUCGGAAGCUGGCCGCUGCACCGGAGACGACAACAUGGCGCUUAUCUCAAGGCGUCCCGCCGCAGUCGUUUGAGACUUGCAUACGGUACUUGUACAUGGCAGAAGUCGGUGCGGACCUCGGCGAUGGCGACGAAGCGCAAGCGAUUCUGACCGGUAUCGAUAAGCUUAGCCGACAGCUGGAAAUCCAGCAAGUGUUUGAGGACAUUUUAGCUUCUGGAGAUCGACGACAAGCGAGACAGAGGAGGACUGAGGAAGUGGAGAGAGGUCGAGAUCAAUUGGCGAGCUGGUUUCAAAACAAUGUGCUCAAGUACAAAGUGGCUCUCGAUACGGCAAAGGCAGAUGAUGUCAAGUGGGAUCGAGAUAAUGGCAUAUUCGCAGAUGUGCUUCUUCGAGCGGACGAAGACGAAGAUCAAGAUGAUGAGGAUCCCGCGCCCAAAGUCCGCCAAGCAACAGGUCCCCUCCAAGGCAUUCCCGUCGGCCACUUCCAGCAGGCCUCUCGCUCUCCCUCCCGCCAACGAAAGACCAAGCGUUCCGUCCUCUUUCCCUGCCAUCGAGCCAUGUUACUCCGCUCGGAAGUCUUCGCAACCAUGUUCGCCUCUCCCUUCCGCGAAGGCCAAUCCAGCACACACCUCCAAAUCGUACCAGUCGAUUGCUCCCCGGCGGUGCUGGAAAUCAUCCUCCGAUUCCUAUACACCGAGUCUGCCGACUUCCCGCUCUCCAUAGCAUUAGAUGUGCUCACCGCCGCAGACAUGCUCUUCAUCGAUAAACUCAAACAGCGAGCCGCGCUACUUAUCAGCACCCUCGGUAACGGCGGCGCAUCGGUCGUUGAAGCGGAAAAUCCUCGCGGCGACACCACCGUCGACGAAAUCCUCGAUAUCUACGAAGUCGUGCGCGCCGGCUGGGACACCCGCGUCCACCGACUGGAAGAAUUCGGUGCAAGAUAUAUGGCGUAUCGACUCGAGCGGUAUAUCGACGAGCCGGAGUUCAAAGAUUUGGUCAAGGAGUCGGCGGCGAGGAUCCAGGGACGGCAGGAGACGGAUACGGUGGAAUUGGUGGAUGAUAUCCGGUACUAUCUGAGUGAGAGAUUUCGGCUGCGGUUUGAGGAUGCCGGGUUGGAUGAGAUGAUGGAUGAGGAGAGGAAGUGGGUGCAGGCGGAGCAAGACGGUGGUGAUAGCGAUGAUGAGGAUGGAAUGCCUGCUUCCACGGCGGUACGCAAUGACCAAGCCAUUGACGGUGCGGCUGGAGGCGUGGUGAGGACGCUGGACGGAGAGAUCGCUGGUGAUGAGUUUGCGCAGGAUGCGAUGAAUUAUCAAAUUCUGCUGGGAAAGAUCGAGACGUUGAUGGACGGACUCGGCUUGGACGGAUAG